AUGGAGAAGUUGACCAUCCUCCUACUUGUCAGUGCGGUCUUGGAGCUCAGCAACACAACGCCCUUACUGGAGGCCCAACUUCUUCCUCUUAAGCCCUUACUGGAGGCAAACCCAGAGCUUGCUGACGCCAAACAUGUUCCUCCUAUGGAGGACAUGGGUGCCGAGGGAAACUACUUUGAACAGAACCCACCUCUCGAGGUCUUUGAGGAAACAGACGCUGGACAGGGUCUACCUCUCGAGCCAUCAGAGGAGCUUGGUGUAGAGCAGGCAAUGUCUCUGGAGGAGCUUUGGGGAAUGGAGGAGGAGCAGGUGAUAACAGAGAGCAGGAGUGCAUGCCCCACGGGCUGGUUCAAUCAUGGACACCGCUGUUUUACGUACAUCCCCACCGAACGGACAUGGGCCGAGUCGGAGCGCUACUGCGUCUUUCAGGGAGCCAACCUGGCAUCCAUCCACAGCACAGAAGAGAACCACUUCAUUCAGGAGAUGAUCCGCAGACAGACGCACGACUUCCCAAGCGCCUGGCUCGGCGGACAGGACGCUACCCAGGAGCGCCUUUGGCUGUGGAGUGACGGGUCCAGGUUCUACUACCGCGACUGGGACAACGUACAGCCUGAUAACGCCAACGGAAAUGAGAACUGUAUGCAUAUGAACUAUGGAGAAGAAAAACGCUGGAAUGAUCGUGUCUGCAGUGUGAAGUUACCUUCUGUAUGUGCCAUGAAACUAUAAGCUCUGACGUCACCUUAAAUCGAGAUGUCUAUUUAGUUACGUUUUC
Messenger RNA from Coregonus clupeaformis (lake whitefish), 772 nucleotides. RefSeq names its product ladderlectin-like. NCBI's taxonomy places the organism in Eukaryota, Metazoa, Chordata, Actinopteri, Salmoniformes, Salmonidae. The transcript has a single exon. The record is from RefSeq and is a predicted model, not a curated record. Gene Ontology annotation, molecular function: signaling receptor activity. Bases 1 to 726 code for a protein of 241 amino acids.